UUCUAGCACCCGCAUCAUUUGCACAAGAUCGUAUUUGGCUAGAGGAACCAAUUCGACUUGAUCCAAACAAGCCUCAAAUAGCAAUCGACAAUAUGCCUUUUUUCUACCAUCUCAAUACAGAACAUACGUUAUCAAUACAACAACUUCGACAGGCUCUUCACCUAAUUGUCAGAAUACAUCAAUCUUUGCGUACAUUAUUUGUGUUUGAUGCGGAAAAGAAUUCACUUAUGCAACGAAUUGUUGACUUCGAUAAUAGUAAAAAUAGAUUGUAUACAUUCAUCGAAAACACUUACGAAACACAAGAGCAGCUCAAUGAUAUUAUGCAUGAAGAAAAACAUAAUCCGCAACUUUUUAAUCUUGGUCAAGGUCUUGUCUUUCGAUGUCAUCUUGUUUAUUAUAAGCAAAUCCCUUCUAAUGAUCUUGUUUCUGAUAAGGAUGUAAUCAUCUUUAAUUUUCAUCAUUCUAUAUUUGAUUAUCCAUCAAUAGAUAUAUUUCUUCGUGAUCUCAAUCAAGCAUAUACAACAGGUCAAUUAGUAUAUGAUGACAACACUAAUCUACGUUAUAUCGACUAUGCUGUUAUUGAACAACAAAUGCCAAUGACUGGUGCGAAUGUGUUUUGGCUUGAUGCUCUUCAUGAUUGUAAACUUGAUCAACCUUUGUCAUUACCAUAUGAUCGAUAUCGGCUCUCACAUGAACAUCGAACUGGUCAUGCAACAUCUGUUUCUUUUGAUUUUGGUCAAGAUCUCUCACAUGACUUUCUUAUUCAUGCAUCAUCUAAUAAUACAUUACUUGAACAUCUCAUAUUUGCUAUUUAUUUCAUCUUUCUAUUUAAACUAACUAAUGAACAAACAGAUUUAUGUAUUGCUAUGAACAUCAAUAAUAAUCGAUAUAGAGAUGAAUUCAAAUCAAUCAUUGGAUUGUUUGAGAAUGUCAGUCCAUUACGAUGUCAGUUAGAUCCUCAUUGGUGUUUUCAUCACGUACUCGAAUAUAUUCAAGAGAUAACAACAAAGAGUAUGAAAUAUUCAUAUUUUCCAUUACAACGAAUUCUCAGUCAACAUCCACAUAUUCCUAACCAUGCAUUUUUGAAUACAUCUGUGGAAUUUAUAUCACACAAGACCAACGAUGACAACAAUGCAAUGAUGAUUGGUGGUUCUCAACUUGUUCCAGCAUCUUUCUCAUUCAAUAUUAAUGAAGAUGAGAUAUUAAGUGUAUGCGACUUCUCUCUUUCCAUUUAUCAUGAUAUGAAUAUAAACCAACUGUCAUGCACAAUCAAUGCAUCACUUGACUUAUUCAAUAGAGACACCGUGGAGACGAUUUCACAACGUUUUCAUUCCAUUUUACAUCAAUUAUCUGCAUCUGUUAUCGACAGUCAAAUAAAUAAGCCUAUCAAUGAAGUAUCAAUAACAUUAUCAAAUGAACAAUAUCUAUUGCAAUCAUUGAAUAAUACACAAAUAUCAUUUCCAUCUUCUUUCACUUGUAUUCAUCAUGAGUUUGUAUAUCAAGUAAUGAAACAUCCACAAAAACUAGCAGUUGAACUAGAUGAACAAUCAUUGACGUAUUGUGAACUUUUGUAUUAUGUUCAAGUAUUAUCGUUA
Messenger RNA from Adineta steineri, 1595 nucleotides. Lineage: Eukaryota; Metazoa; Rotifera; Eurotatoria; Adinetida; Adinetidae. The record is from the annotation of a GenBank genome assembly.